Messenger RNA from Hyaloperonospora brassicae, 2331 nucleotides. NCBI's taxonomy places the organism in Eukaryota, Oomycota, Peronosporomycetes, Peronosporales, Peronosporaceae. The record is from the annotation of a GenBank genome assembly.
AUGCACCACGGAUUGCGCAUUGACCGCGAGGUGCUCUGGCGUAAGCUCUUUGCGUUCGACGACGACGAUGGCGACGACGUCGCUGCAGCAGAUUCGGCAACGGCCUCUCACGAAGAUGUCACGGAUCAUUUCUGCAGCGUUAUCCAGUCUGCCGUCGCGCACGGCCGCGCGGACCCGUUGCGCGCAAUGUUGCGCCAACGCCUCGGCCACUGGCUGCGUUUGGAGAUCGUGCCGCCGUUUUGGCACUUGUGCGACACGCUAUUGGCUGAAACACCGAAGCACCGUCGCCUCUCGACCAGCCGCAGUCGACGCCAGAUGGCCCGUCGCUGCACACGGCAACUCACGCUGGCGUUGCAGUUUGCCGAAGAUGCGUUUGCGCACUGUGUGCAGGUCGCGAGUCUCUUUGACGACGACGCGCAGGGGCCGUUGCUGCACCGUAACAAGGCGACGCGCACUGGCCCAAUGUUGCAGCAACUGCGCACGAGUUUCCGUUGCCUCGUGUUUGACACCGCGCGCGCGCGCGAGCGCUUCGAGGCACUGCUCGUCGUCUGCUUCUCGCAGACGCAGGCGACUGCGCGCGCCGACUCGCGACCGAUACAGCAGACGCUGCAGCAGCUCGAGUGGCUGCACGUGGCCGAGUCGGCGCUCGGCCGCGUGCUGCGCGCGCGCGUGCAGAAAGCCGUCGCGUCGACGUGCGCGCACGUGUACGACGAGCUGCUGCUGGGCCGCGUGGAGCAGCAGGUGCGCGCAGAGGUGUGGCCGUGGCUGGACGAGCUGCUGCCGGCGGCGGACGUUGCGGGCCGGACGACGUGGCGCCAGAAGCUGUCGCAGCACGUGCUCGAGGCGUUUGCGCGGCUCCGCAUUGCGCAGCUGUUUGAGCUGAUUAAGGAGUUCCCCGACAGUGUGCCGGCGCUGGACGAUCUGCGGCAGUGUCUCGAGCGCACGCAGCAACAGGAUGAGCUCGUGCGGAGCUUCCGGAGCUCGUUGCAGAAGCGACUUCUCCAGCCGGGAGCCAACACGUCGGCGAUUCUGGAGAUUUACGUGUCGAUCAUUAAGGCGUUCCGACUCUUGGACCCGAAAGGCGUGUUGCUGGAAGCGUUGAGCGGACCGCUGAUAGCGUACUUGAGGCAACGCAAAGACACAGUGCGGUGCAUUGUCCAGAGUCUCACGGAUGACGAACACGGCGACUUGUUCAACGAGCUUCGUCGUGACAAUACGCAGAUUAUACAACACGUCGAUGAUAGCGACGACGAUGAAGAUAUAUCGCCUGACUCGUGGGAGCCAGAUCCGAUUGAAGCAGACCCGUCCAAGACGUCGCGCAGUCGAAGGAGCGACGACAUUUUGAGGAUUCUCGUCAACAUCUAUGGAAGCCGUGAGCUGUUUGUAAAUGAGUAUCGGAUGAUGCUGGCCGAUAAGUUGCUGCAGAAUUUGAAGUAUGACACGGAUCGCGACGUGCAGACACUGGAACUGCUGAAGCUGCGUUUUGGUGAGGAAAGUUUGCAGCAAUGUGAGAUCAUGGUCCGUGACAUUGAGGACUCGAAACGGCUCAAUGUGAAUGUCCGAUCUUCGAUGGAGGACACAGUUGCAAAGGCAGCAGUAGCUGAAGGGGAUGUGAUCCCACCUGAUCAGGCGGAAGCUCCAUCCUCGUAUGUUGAUGCAACGAUCGUUUCUCGACAAUUUUGGCCCCCACUACAAGGCGAAGAUUUUGUGCUGCAUCCGACUGUGAUGAAGAAGGUUGUUGCGUUCACGGAUUCGUACCAUGUCUUGCGCAACCCGCGGUCAUUGAACUGGAACUCCUCGCUCGGGUCCGUGCAGCUGUCAAUCGAUCUCGAAGGCAAACAGCGCGAGUUUACCGUGUCGCCGCUACAAGCCACGAUCAUGCUGUAUUUUGAAGAGAAAGACCGUUGGACUGUGGAGGAGCUGUCUGCAAAACUCGAGAUUUCCGAUGAUUUGCUACUGAAGCAUGUGUCUGUGUGGGUAAAUUGCGGACUGGUAUCGUUUACACUGGGGCAAAAAGAGCUAGUUGCUAGCACAUCCUUUCAGGACACACGGUGCGACGGUAACUCGUCGGUUGAAGAACUCGAGACCGCCGUGUCAUCGGACGCCCAAGCAGAAGAGGACCUCAAGGUGCUGGAAAGCUACAUCGUGGGAAUGCUGUCCAACUUUGGGUCGCUGAGUAUCCAGCGCAUCCACAAUAUGCUUUCCACGUUUGCUCGAAGUGGGACCCAACCAUACACCAAGACCAUCUCUGGGCUCUCAUUGAUUCUUGGCAAGCUGGUCACUACAGGCAAGCUCGAGCUGGUUGGCGAUCAGUAUCAGCUCUCCACGUAG